This is a messenger RNA of Bacillus rossius redtenbacheri, 1748 nucleotides long. RefSeq names its product solute carrier family 25 member 3-like. The record is from RefSeq and is a predicted model, not a curated record. Gene Ontology annotation, biological process: mitochondrial phosphate ion transmembrane transport. The transcript is spliced from 8 exons. Bases 127 to 1200 code for a protein of 357 amino acids. Lineage: Eukaryota; Metazoa; Arthropoda; Insecta; Phasmatodea; Bacillidae. Gene Ontology annotation, cellular component: mitochondrial inner membrane. Gene Ontology annotation, molecular function: phosphate transmembrane transporter activity.
UAAUUAAAUUCAUUAUAUAUUUAUUCAGUAUAGUUUUGAACCAACAUUGAGUAACUUCCUCUUUCUUUUAUUUAUAGGUAUAUCAUCUGUGAAAGUUGAUAGGCUCUGCAUCAUUCCAUUACAAAAAUGUGGCAGUCGCUUUGGGAAUCGUCGAAAAAUAAUCCAUUUGGUUCACCAAUUAGUACAGCGCUGUGUGAAGGACAACCACCAAACGACAUAUCGUUACCUCAAAUUAGAACUUUUGCUGCAGCUAGUGCUGUUUCAUCAGAAGAUAGCUGUGAAUUUGGAUCGACUAAAUACUUUCUCCUGUGUGGGCUGGGAGGUAUUUUGUCAUGUGGUAUUACCCACACGCUAGUCGUACCACUGGACCUUGUCAAGUGUCGCAUUCAGGUGGAUCCUCUAAAAUACAAGUCCGUUUUUAAUGGUUUCCGGGUUACCCUUCAAGAAGAUGGUGUUAAAGGUUUGGCAAAAGGUUGGGCGCCGACAUUCAUUGGCUAUUCUAUGCAGGGAAUGUGCAAAUUUGGCCUCUAUGAAGUAUUUAAGUGUUUUUAUUCCGAUAUGUUGGGUGAAGAGAAAAGUUAUCUUUGGCGAACAUCACUUUAUCUAGCAGCAUCUGCAUCAGCUGAGUUUUUUGCUGAUAUUGCUCUAAGUCCAAUGGAAGCUGCCAAAGUACAAAUUCAAACCAAACCUGGUUUUGUAAGCAAGCUUAGGGAGGCGUUACCCAUAAUUUACAAAGAUGAAGGCCUAAAUGGAUUCUACAAAAGUUUAGUUCCUUUGUGGAUGAGGCAGAUUCCAUACACCAUGAUGAAAUUUGCAUGUUUUGAGAGAACAAUAGAGCUUCUAUACAAGUAUGUUGUUCCAAAACCUCGUGCAGAGUGUACUAAAGGAGAACAGUUGGUUGUAACAUUUGCAGCUGGAUACAUUGCUGGUGUUUUUUGUGCUAUUGUCUCUCACCCAGCUGACACAGUUGUUUCCAAGCUAAAUCAAGAGAAAGGCACCAGUGCCAUUGAAGCUGCUAAAAAAUUGGGUUUUGCAGGUUUGUGGAAGGGUCUUGGUCCCAGAAUUGUAAUGAUUGGAACACUAACAGCUGCACAGUGGUUUAUUUAUGAUGCUGUCAAAGUAUGGCUGCAUCUUCCCAGACCACCACCACCAGAGAUGCCCGAAUCAUUGAAGAAGAAGCUAGGUUUGAAAAGCGAGUAAAAUGUGCGUUUUAUUUGCAGAUUGGCAGCAAACAAGCUGAUCCAUACAAAGAUUUGUUACUAGUAAUUUCAUAGCAGCAUUUUAUUAUCUAUAUGUAGGCAGGUAUACUAUGUUUUUUUUUUGUUAUUAAAACAAUAAAGUAAUUCUGAAUCAUGUUAUAAUUCAGACUUAACUGUAUAUUUUUCAUGUUUUAAACUAUUUAAAUAAUGGGAACUUAGUAUGUUUGUUCAUAAUUUGUAAAUUUGUAUAUUACUAGCAGCUAAUGCCAUCGUAAGGGAUAUUUAUUUUGUCAUUAAAUUUUUAUUCUCAAUUCUUUUUACUGAAGCCAAUAUUACCCAGCUUUUUCCUAAAAUGUUUUCCUGAUAUGUACAUUGAAGUAAAUUAAACAGUAUAUAUAGGUUGUUUAUUAUAAAUUAAAAUGCUGUUACAACUAUAAAAUGAUAACUGCUUGAAACUUGAGUAGUGAACUUCAAAAAGUAUGUAAGUGAUUUGAGAUUAAUACUUAUGUAAAUAUUUUUUAAGAGCAAUAAAUAACAAGGGGUUUAAAA